This is a messenger RNA of Hyposmocoma kahamanoa, 1482 nucleotides long. RefSeq names its product lipid storage droplets surface-binding protein 1 (gene Lsd-1). Gene Ontology annotation, biological process: positive regulation of triglyceride storage; lipid storage. Lineage: Eukaryota; Metazoa; Arthropoda; Insecta; Lepidoptera; Cosmopterigidae. The transcript is spliced from 9 exons. The record is from RefSeq and is a predicted model, not a curated record. Bases 77 to 1387 code for a protein of 436 amino acids. Gene Ontology annotation, cellular component: lipid droplet; cytosol.
ACAAGUCCACUUAUUUGAUAUUUGUAACAAUAAUUUUAAAAGAACUUUAAUAAACAUAACCUAACAGCCUAGGCGAAUGCCUUUGGAAUACCGCACGCAAAUCACAGUGACGAAAAUGGCGGGAAAGGAUGACGUGUACAAGAAAUCUUUCAACGGAACUUGUACUGUUGGUGUAAAAAGAACGAAAGGUGCAAUCGCACGAAAAGCCGAAGCAUACUUACAAGCCGUUGAAAAAAGCCAAGGGCCACCACCGAAAGUGACAAACGUAAAGAAAUCAGGGCUUCCACAGCUGGAGGUAGUCUCCAGGGUUGCCGCCAUACCUAUUGUAGGUUCCGGCAUUGAAAUCACAGAGAAUUUGUACCGCAAAAUCAGAGAGUCCAAUGUCUUGAUUCGCUGGUACCUGGCCCUUAGCGAAAAGUCGCUAGCCACUGGCGUGCAGCUGGCCCUUCCCGCCGUGCAGCUGUUUGAGUCCCCCAUCCACCAGCUCGACAGAUUCCUCUGCAAGUCUCUAGAUGCUGUUGGGGAAAGAGUUCCUUCAAUCUACCUGCCUCCUCAGGCUAUGUAUUCCGAAACUCGCCACUACGUUCUUCGUCGAGCUGACUCCGUAAAACAGCUGGGCGCGGCAGUGCUGGACUCCCGCGUCACCGCCGUCACCGCUACAGCUCUCGACCGAGCCCUUACCACCGCUGACAAGUACGUCGACAAGUAUCUGCCCCCUGAUAACCAGGAUACUGCUGAUGUGGUGAUCAUAGUGACGAGUGCAGACGCUGUGGACGGUGCAAACGGCGAUUCGGGAAGGGCAAAAGCAGCACAAGCUGUGCAGCACGGUGCUAGGCUAAAGAGGAAGCUGCAGCGGAGGCUCACCCGGCAGGCCCUGGCCGAAGCCAAAGCUAUUAAGGAACAGAUCCAUGUGCUCGCCUACGUUGCUGAGCUGGUCGCAACAGACCCCGUAUUGGCAUGGAAGAAAGCCAAAGAGCUUUAUGCAUCACUGAGCCAACCCGAGCCAGAGAAUCAAGCCAGGCCAGCUACGCUCGAAGAAUUGAUGGUGCUGUUGGCAAGAGAGACAGCCAGGAAGGUCGUGCAUCUCAUCAACUAUACACACACUGAUUUGCCUAGGAACGUUCGCCAAGGCUGGAUCCUGGUGACUAAGCACGUGUCCACUGCAGCGGAUGCCUUGCUCAAGACGGUGCCAGUGGAGACGGCAAUAACCGAGGUGCGUAGCUGGCGCGCUAAGCUGCAAGCUCUGCUCCAGCAACUGCAAUCGGUCUCCAAGACAUAUUUGGAACACCUGGCAAUCUUUUUGGCGGGAAACGAAGAACGUGAGAAAAUAGCACCACGUUCUACAUACGAACAGCGAGACGAUUUAGCUAUCAACGGCGUUAACUAAUCCUCGAGAUUUGUUACAAUGCGAUAAUAGUAACUAAUACUUGGUGCUAGUGUCUUUGCACUAAAUAUAUUUACGCCUAUUUUAGUUACUUAUAU